Pelmatolapia mariae (spotted tilapia) is the source of this 3749-nucleotide messenger RNA. RefSeq names its product zinc finger protein 883-like. Gene Ontology annotation, cellular component: nucleus. Lineage: Eukaryota; Metazoa; Chordata; Actinopteri; Cichliformes; Cichlidae. Bases 189 to 2240 code for a protein of 683 amino acids. Gene Ontology annotation, molecular function: RNA polymerase II cis-regulatory region sequence-specific DNA binding; DNA-binding transcription activator activity, RNA polymerase II-specific. The transcript has 4 exons. Gene Ontology annotation, biological process: regulation of transcription by RNA polymerase II. The record is from RefSeq and is a predicted model, not a curated record.
AUGGAGGUCCUCAGUGGCUGCAGGCAGGUGCUCUUGUGUGGCCUUGAUAGUGCAUUAUUUGCUGAUGUGUUUACUGCGCCUGACGACUCGUUAAACUAAGCUGAGUAACAGGAGGAGAAGAGUCUGGUGGAGCAGCAGAGGAACAAUUUCAGCCAUUUGGACUCAGCUCAGCCACUACAGAGGAAACAAUGACUUCAACACAAAAGGACCAACAUGGAGCGAGAAGUCAGCGCUCUCAGGAGGCCGACAAACCUCACAGAAGAAAGAGAGAGAAAAAAUACAGCUGUGAUGAGUGUGGGAAGGGUUUUACCCAGGCUGGAAACUUAAAAACGCACCAACUUAUCCACAGUGGAUUUAAACCAUACAGCUGUGACUUGUGUGGAAAGUCUUUUACCCAGGCUGGAAAUUUAAAAGCACACCAGGUCAUUCACAGUGGAGUUAAAGCGUACAGCUGUGACUUCUGUGGAAAGUCUUUUACCUCGGCUGGAAGCUUAAAAAGACACCAACUCAUCCACAUUGGAAUUAAACCUUACAGCUGUGACUUCUGUGGAAAGUCUUUUACCUCGGCUGGACACUUAAAAAACCACCAACUCAUCCACAGUGGAGUUAAACCGUACACCUGUGAUCAGUGUGGAAAGUCUUUUACCCGGCAUGGACACUUAAAAGCACACAAACUCAUCCACAGUGGGGUUAAACCAUACAGCUGUGAUCAGUGUGAAAAGUCUUUUACCCAUCCCGGACAAUUAAAGAGACACCAAUUUAUCCAUAUUGGAGUUAAACCAUACAGCUGUGAUCAGUGUGAAAAGUCUUUUACCCAUCCCGGACAAUUAAAGAGACACCAAUUUAUCCAUAGUGGAGUUAAACCAUACAGCUGUGAUCAGUGUGGAAAGUCCUUUAACCAGUCUGGACACUUAAAAACACACCAACUCAUCCACAGUGGAGUUAAAGCGUACAGCUGUCAAUUGUGUGGAAAGUCUUUCAGCGAGCCUGGAAGCUUAAAAAGACACUAUCUUUCCCACACUCAAGUUAAACCGUACCGCUGUGACUUGUGUGGAAAGUCUUUUAUUGAGCCUGGACAAUUAAAAACCCAUCAGUUCAUCCACAUUGGAGUUAAAUCGUACAAUUGUGACUUGUGUGGAAAGUCUUUUUUUGAGCCUAGACACUUAAAAAGGCACCAGGUCAUCCACAGUAGAGUUAAAGCAUACAGCUGUUAUCAGUGUGGCAAGGCUUUUUCUUAUCGUAGCAAGUUAAAGAAGCAUCAAAUUAUCCACUCUGGGAUUAAGGCAUAUAGCUGUGACAUUUGUGGUAAAACCUUUAGUUUCAAAAGUUACCUAAAUAGACACCUACGCAUUCACACUGGACAUGAUGUUUACUGCUGUGAUCAGUGUGGCAAAAUGUUUAAAACAGCCACACACUUACAAUACCACAUGUUUAGCCACACUGAGGAGAGACUUUAUAAAUGUGACCUGUGUGAUAAAACUUUUAAAGCGCCACGUUACCUAAGAGUCCACCAGAAGAUUCACACCAGAGAGAAACGCUACAAGUGCAGUUACUGUGAGAAGCAGAGCGACACAGAUGGAUCCACUUCUCAACCUUGUCGUCACUGUGGUGGUGGGAAAAUGUUUCGCUGUGAACUUUGUGGAAAAACUUUCAAUCAUCAAGAGUGCCUAACAAGACAUCAACGUAGACAUACUGGAGACAAAAUGAGCUACUGCAAAGAAUGUGGGAAAGGCUUCCCCAUUCCAAGUACAUUAAAAAAACAUGAACUCAUUCACAGUGGGGUUAAAGACCACCUCUGUGACCAAUGUGGGUCAUUCUUUACUAGUGCAAGUCAGCUUAAAGGGCAUAUACGAAUCCACACAGGAGAGAAACCAUACAAGUGCGGACACUGUGACAAAAGCUUCUCACAUUCAAAUAAUCGUAACCUUCAUGAACGUACACACAUUAGAGGGAACUUCAGCUGUGACCAGUGUGACAAGAACUUCAGGAAUGUCAGUUCAUACUCUGAACACAAGCGAUCCCACGCUGUAAAUAAAUCGUUUCACUGUUACCAAUGUGCGAAAACAUUCACUUCUGCUCUUUGCAAACAUCAGUGUGAGCAUGCAGAACUGAAAUCCCCGGAUCACAAUGAAUCUGCAGAGACAGAAAGAUCCUCUCCUGGUUUCAGGGUCAGACUUAAAAAACUUGAGAUCAGGCUCCACAGAGUUCAGAUGGAAUCUUCUGUAAAGAAUGUUGGCUGAUGUCACACUUGGAUCUGAUGAGCUAGCUCUGAUUUCUGGGCCUACAGUGAAUAAUCCCGAAUGUUAAAUUUAAGAAGCUGCAAGUAUAGAUAUGUAGAUCAAAAUUUUUUCUGGAAUGAAUUUCGAUGCUCUAAAAUUUUUUAAUUUUUUAGUUUUUUUUUUUUUUUAUCUUUUCCCCUUUAGGACACAGUAGUGUUUAGUAGUAGUAGUAGUUGCAUUGUUAAUGUAUAUUUAUUAACUGUCUUUUAUAUCCAACUGAUAUUACAAAACUUGUUUAAAAAGCAGAUGGAAAAGCAUUUUGAGAAAAUUGGGGUAAAGCAGCAAAGAACAGUUAGAAGUUAAAGUCUGCAGUUGACUCUGUUGUUGUUCUAUAGUGAGACCAGCCAUGGCCCAGUCUUCUGGAGUUUUCUUAAAUGAUGUUUAUUCGUUAGUUCUUUGGUUUAAUCUAAUGGACCAUAAUCGAUGUCUCUAUUUGUAAGGAGGAUGUAAAUCUGAUCAUUUCAAGUCCUCUUUCUUAGGCUAUGAGACAGAAGUGAACACACAGACCAACUUUGGCUUUUUAAGUGUGUUUAGUAAAAGUUUUCAGAGCUGGUUACAAGUACACAGCAUCACCAAGAGUGCACUCAGCAGUGUUAUGAGUAUAUUCAAGGGUGUAUUUAGGCCUGUUUUGUGUCUAUGUGAGUUUAGUGAUCUCUUUUAUUGGAGUAAGUGAUUCUCACUAGAUCCAUGUUGUCCAAAGGAAUGAUGUCCAAAUGAUAUGGGAAACACCUCUUUUUAUUUGAAUGUGGUGGAAAAUCUGUGUUUCAUCUGAUUUAGCUUCUAACAUCAUCUAGUGUGUGUGGAGAUUAAAAAAACAACAACAAAACCCCCCAAUGCAGCUAACUGUCAGAUGUUUUCAUGGUCAUUAGGCACUUUGUCUGUCUUUGUUAUGCCUAGUGACUGUGAGUCUAUCACACCAGGCAAGACCCCAGGUGCAGGCUGUGUAAAGAUGCCCCAGAAACAAUCCAGCACAUAACAGCAGGGUGCAAGAUGCUAGCAGGCAAGGCAUACAUGGAACGCCAUAACCAAGUGGCCGGCAUAGUGUACAGGAACAUCUGUGCCGAGUAUAACCUGGAAGUCCCGAGGUCAAAAUGGGAGAUGCCCCCAAGGGUGGUGGAGAAUGACCGAGCUAAGAUCCUGUGGGACUUCCAGAUACAGACGGACAAAAUGGUGGUGGCUAACCAACCGGACAUAGUGGUGGUAGACAAACAGGAGAAGACGCUGUAGUGAUCGAUGUAGCGGUUCCGAAUGACAGCAAUAUCAGGAAGAAGGAACACAAGAAGCUGGAGAAAUACCAAGGGCUCAGAGAAGAGCUCGAGAGGAUGUGGAGGGUGAAGGUAACGGUGGUCCCCGUGGUAAUCGGAGCACUAGGUGCGGUGACUCCCAAGCUAGGCGAGUGGCUCCAGCAGAUCCCGGGAACAACAUCGGAGAUCUCUGUCCAGAAGAGCGCAGUCCUGGGAACAGCUAAGA